This is a messenger RNA of Daldinia childiae, 2406 nucleotides long. RefSeq names its product Alpha-glucosidase. Bases 1 to 2406 code for a protein of 801 amino acids. The transcript has 6 exons. Lineage: Eukaryota; Fungi; Ascomycota; Sordariomycetes; Xylariales; Hypoxylaceae. The record is from RefSeq and is a predicted model, not a curated record. Gene Ontology annotation, biological process: oligosaccharide catabolic process. Gene Ontology annotation, molecular function: alpha-amylase activity.
AUGAAUGGUUUAUAUCAUAAAAAUGGGUGGUUUGGCAAAGAGCCGUGGUGGAAAGAUGCUACUUUCUAUCAAGUGUAUCCGGCAAGCUUUAAGGAUUCCAAUGGCGACGGUUGGGGAGAUAUUCCGGGACUUGUCUCUAAAAUCGAAUAUCUCAAUGAACUGGGCGUCGACGUGGUAUGGCUUUCACCGGUUUUUGAGAGCCCCCAGGCCGAUAUGGGCUACGACGUGUCAGACUACCAGAAGAUUUAUGCGCCCUAUGGUACCAUUGACGACGUGGAUGAACUAAUAAAAGCAUGUCAUGCUCGAAAUAUGAAGUUGAUUCUAGACUUGGUGGUGAACCACACUUCUAUUGAGCACGAAUGGUUUAAAGAGUCUCGUUCGUCGAAGACCAACCCAAAGCGCGAUUGGUACAUCUGGAAACCAGCGCGAUAUGAUAUAAAGGGACAGCGGGUUCCGCCGACAAAUUGGCGAAGUUACUUUGCUGGCUCUACUUGGACUUGGGACGAGCAUACUGAGGAGUAUUAUCUCCAUCUAUACGCGCCUGAUCAGCCGGACUUAAACUGGGAAUCGGAGGCGUGCCGCGAAGCUAUCUACCAGAACACUAUGCGCUUCUGGCUUGAACGAGGUCGCACCGAGUACGUGGAUGCGCCAGUUACAGAUCCAGACUCGCCAUAUCAGCCAGCGCCAGAGAUGUGGUGUAAUGGACCAAGAAUCCACGAGUUCAUCCACGAGAUGCGGACCAAAGCGCUCGCGCCCUAUGGGGCCGUCUCUGUCGGAGAGCUUUCUAACACGCCGGACCCAGGUCAAGUUUUGCCAUACGUGUCGGCAGCAGCGCAGGAACUUGACAUGGUCUUUGAGUUCUCCAUGAUUCGAUUAGGUACUGGGGGAAUGUUUGGACCAAAGUAUAUAUAUAUGCCGUUUACCCUACAGCAACUGAAAAAAAUCGUAGCAAAAUGGCAGACAUUCAUCGAAGGCACAGACAGCUGGACGACUGUCUUCUGCGAGAACCAUGAUAACGGACGAGCCGUGAGCCGGUUCGGCGACUGUUCAACGCCGGAGUUGUGGGAGGCGAGUGCGAAAACCAUAGCUCUCUGGCAAGCUACAUUAACAGGGACGCUGUUCUUAUACCAAGGCCAAGAAAUUGGCAUGACAAACAUGCCGACCACUUGGGGAAUAGAAGAGUACAAAGAUGUUGAGAGUCUCAACUUCUAUGCCGAGGCAUUAGCAUCUGGGGACCAGAAGAUAAUAGCAGACACUAUGCGGGGUCUGCGUAUUCUUGCUCGCGAUCAUUCGCGUAUUCCUUUUCAAUGGGACGACUCUCCGAAUGCAGGGUUUUCAGACAAAAGUGUCAAGACUUGGAUGCGUGUUCACGACGCUUAUCCAGAGCUUAAUGUCAAGAAGCAAAUAUCAGACCCUAAUUCCAUCUUGAGUUUCUACAAGAUGAUCUUAAAGCUGCGCAAGAAAUAUAAGGAUAUAUUCGUCUUGGGAGCUUUCCGGCUACUGAAAGAUGAUGAUGAGGCAAUAUUCUCAUACGUGAAGGAAAGCCCCUUUCGAAUCUCAGAUUUACAAGCGUCGACAAACGGAUAUUCUGUCAGCGGGCGCGAGAAUAAGAGAAUGGCGGUAGUGGUUAUGAACUUUUCCAGAGAUGAACGGGAUUGCCUAGACGUUAGGAAGAUACUGGGUUGUAGCGACGAGGAUACGGCUAGAUUACUAGUGAGUACGCAAUAUGAAGACAAUAAGGGCUCGGUUCUUGGGAAGGAUACUAUACCGAUUGCUUUAAAACCUUGGGAAGGGCGCGUCUACAUCAAUUUCAACUUGAAUGAUGUCAUCAAGAGUAAGAUCCCAUACUUCAGCAUCGCUUGUCUAAAAGAUGGAGCAGGAUUGUCGUAUGCUGCCGCAGCUGCGUCUGGUCCUAGACAAACACCCGAAGAGGCUGCAGCUCCUCAACCUCCCGAGAUCAUAUCUUCUGAGUCCGCAAGCACCUCAUCCCUUGUCGACGUCGAUACGCCUUCGGUGCGCACCGUACCCUCCGACUUCGGGGAACAGGAGAUCCAGACUGAGACUCAAGCUACUCGUCAAGAACAAGAGGAUGCUGCCGAGCGCGCGCGUGCUGAGGCUCAUCUAGCUAAGAAGAAGGGUACCGGGAAAGCACGAAAAGCUGAUAGCAUUCUCACCCAGUGGUUUGCCAAUUUAAGCGAUAAUGCUAGUACAGCCCUCGUCGUCUCCAAUCUGGCUGCCGUUGUAGGACUUAGCGCGUACUUAGGCUUCAAGGCUUGGGGUUUGUAUGAGCGCGGACGCCUAGGUUGGAAGAGCGUUGGUAUUGGUGCGGGUAUCGUGACUGGUGUUGGUCUGAUAGAAGGAAUUCUUGGAGGAUAUCUCUACAGGGGUAAGAAGAAGCAGUCAUAA